CAUAUUAUCAAAUACUAUUCCAAUUUUUUCAGAUCGAUGCGUAGAUCGGUCAACUUUCGAGAAUCACCCAUGACCCAUUGACCCAUCACUAGUCUAAUCUUCGUGUUCGUUAUCUGUAUGAAUAUUAAUUAUUAUUGUGUUUAAUAAAUAAUUUUACUUUUUUCAUCAGAAUGGAUUUUCAUCAAGAAUAUUCUUGUUGUCACCUAUCUACGGCUUCGAUCAUAGUUGUUAUGGGUAGAAUUUGCUAUCUAUUCUACAACCGUGACUUCGACUGAUUCGUUCCAAAUUUUGCCGGCGACCCUUCUGUCUUAUCUGAUAACGUUGGUAUUGAUAAGAUUAUUAUUUAUUUAGAUUGAAAUGAUUGAAUUGAAAAUAAUUUUAAAAUAUUAAAAUUGGCAAUUGCCUUAUUGCUUAUAACAAUUUUAAUUUUGUUUACCAAAUACCAUAAUAAAUAUAAAUGUUGUACAAUGGUUCGUGUUAUAACGGCCUACAACUUCGAAGGUCAAAAAGUAGAUACCUGUGCCGAUCCAGUCGCUUUUACAUCGGCUCCUCCAAAUAGGUUGUUGAUUGCAUUGGCUCAUCAUGCCAUUGAGGUUCGAGAUUUAUCUGAUGAGGCUAAGCCUACCUAUGCAAUCCCUACUGUCGAUCAAGUAAUUCAGUUAUCUUAUUGUGCUUCCGGUAAUUAUAUCGCCACUCUAGAAACGAAGCAAAAGAGGUCCGGAGAUGAUGCACUGUAUUUGAGAGUUUAUUGCAACUGGGAGCAAUGCAGUCAAGGAACUCCACCAUUAAGAGCCAGAAUAGCUGGACGUGUGACACCUACUGGGUCACAAAUUGGAGACAAUGCAUUGGAUAUGAUUGAGAUCCCUUUCAAGUCUACAACAAUAAAUGCAUUCGCCUGUUGUCAGGAAACAGGAAACAUUGUUAUUGCAUCUAAAUGUAUACUUAGUAUUUUUAGAAUGGUAAUAAAAACACAUGACAUAUCUCGACUACGGUUCUUAGAUUUCGAUACAUGGCCAAUGAUUAUGAACCUCAAGUUUAAUGUUUGUGAUUUACAAAUAGAACAAGAUAUUGUAGCUGUUUUUGGAGAAAAAAGAGUACAAGUAUUUCAAAUUAUGAAAGAUUCUAAAAAAUUGUCUGAUUGGAGUUCAACGACUAGUUCUAUGAAAACGAAUACUGCCCAAGAAUACAUUGAGCAAUCUGAAGUUCCAUCUGGACCUAUUGAUUUAAAUCAAUUAAUUAAAUCAAAAACUGAUACUUACCUUAGGCCACUUGUUAACCCAAAUUGUUUCCCAAUUAUGGUGAUGACCCCUGGUUUUGAUGAUAGCGCAUUGGUAGAACAAGAAGAAAAUGCUCCAUUUAAUAUUGCUUCUCUACCUAUCACUAUAAAUGAAACUGAAGCAAUUGAUCCAUGGAGUGAACCUAUCAACUGGACAGUUAAAAUACUAUUACAACUUGAAUUAAAUUUGAGCAGAUGUCAUGUCACAAAUGAAUGUAUAAAAUCCGUGCUGUUACACUUGGUUUAUAAGCGACAUGAAACAUCUAAAGUAUUAGAAUGGAAUUUUCCUCGUUUCCGCACUGAAACAUACAAUCAUUUAACAUGUGUUAACUGCUUAAUAAGUUUAAAAGAAGAAGCAUUUGUUUUUCAUUCUCUUGUUACACAUGAAAAAAAUGAAGUAGAGAUAUCUCCAGCACAAUGCAUUACUGUUUAUAAUUUUAUGUCACCUGUUGUUAAAAUUUUUAUGGAUCGUUCAGUACUGCAUGUAUUGACUACUGCUAGCUUAGAAACUUACACAAUUAGAUUGUUUCCUUCCUCGAGUCCUUCUCCGUCGCAUAUUUUAUCUGAACGUGUAACACUUAUUGGUCAUAAACCAUUUUUGGGUAUAGUUGACAUGGUACUUUUAGAAAAUAAAUUGGUUAUUUUCACUUCUGCUAAUCCAAAUCAAGACAAUAAGGUGAACAAUAGUUGGACACUUUACAUGUUAAUGCUGCCUACUCCUAGUAGUAUAUGUAAAGUUCUUACAUUCAAAGCAAGGAUUUCUAGAUUCAAAACUCCAAAUAAGUACAUUCAUUUGAUGAAAGAAGCUUUAAAUAUAUCAGAUAUUGUAGAAAAUUAUACAUAUCGUGGUUGUGGUACUGCUCGUUUGGGAAACAAUGAUUUCAAAAAGUUUUGCUGCCUUGUGGCUGACCACUAUUUUUUAUUUAAAAAAGAUGGAUGGGAAUGGUCUUACAAACUUUAUGAAAAAGCUAAUUUGUUGCCAAUGGAUAUAUUUAUACGAAUGAAACAAUUAGAAGAUAUGUACAAACGUGUAAAACGCCCAGUGAAUACUAUUCCAGCACUGAAAUUUUAUAUUAGUUCAUGGAUACAUGAUCAUACUGAUCAAGUUGAUUUAAAAACAUUUAUGUAUGGGAUUAAGAUAGCCGAUAGAAGUUGUGAUUUAUUGUAUAUUGCUGAACUUGUAUUAUCUGAGAAGUCUGUCAGAAAACUACCACUUAAUAAUGCUAUUAAACACAUUAAAAAAAAUUUAGAAGCCAGUUAUGAAUGGAAAGGUGCCUUAACAUUUGCAUUACUAUUCUUAUACUCAUUGUCUAACAUUGAAACUAAGGAUGUCUCAGAAAUGUAUAACGAAGCAGACGAAAUUUCAAAUAAAUCAUUUGUACAAUUUUGCAAUACCUAUUCCAAUUUAUUAAUAGAACAAGAUUCUUCAUUUUCUGAAUUUUCACUAAUAUUGAUGCAAGAAACUCCAAUUUUAAUUGCUCAUGGUUUCGCAGAAAUAAUUUCUUCUGGUCAACCUAUGAAACUCCGAAAAGUUAUUCAAGCAUUUCAAAAAUACAUUGGAUCUCAUAUGUACUCUACAAAUGUGACAGAAGUCUUCAAACGAUUUCUCGAAUUACAUUUUUCUCGUUCUUAUGGACAUGACAAAACACCAGAUCUCAACAAGAAAUAUGUCUGUGAUGCCAUCAAGAUUCUAUUUAGACAAUACCUGACAGAUCUCACAAAACCAAUUUCUGAAAAUGUUACACAAACUAAUGCCAAAGACUGGAAAAAUAUCUACAAUUCACAAAUACCAGGUUAUAUACAAAUGCUGCCAUGCUAUAAUAGCAACAAUGAAAAUUUAAUAAAACUACAAAGCCUGUUUUACACUAACUGGUUAACCAAUGAUUUCAAAGAAGACAUAAAACAAGUUCUCCCAUUAUUGAGCAAGCCAUCAUUAAGUUUGGAGAUCAUGGCCUCUGAAAAUACUACGAAAACAAUUGAAAUACUCAUAGAUAAGUGUCCUCAGGCUGUUCUAAAAUACUCUAUUGACUAUUUAAAGUCAACAUCUGAAUGGAAAUAUACAACAAGUUUACUAGAAAAAAAAUCAAAAUCAGAUAUAGAUAAUCAAUCUAAAUAUCAUGAAGUCUUACACGAUAUGUUAGAGUAUUUGUCACAUAAUAUGUGUGUCGAGGAUCUUUGUAGUGUACUACCAGAAGAUAGCUCAACAGAUAUAGGUCAUGAUGAGUAUCAAACAUAUGUAAUUACUUGUCAAAAAAUCAACCAAGCAAAUCAAAUUAAAUCAAUGGUUAUGGCUACUGGUCAACAACUUUUAGCUUCACUUAAUUUUAAAUAAAUUUGAAAACUUAUGUAUUCAAUGCUUUAGUGCACAAGCUUUCAAUCUUCAAAAACUAAUUUCAGCAUCAAUCAAAUUAUUUAUAGCAAUUUAACAUUAAAUAUUUUAAUGUACUAUUCUAGUAGGUAAAGUAUUUAUUUUUUUCAUAACCAUAUAAAUGUGAACAAUAUUGAUUGGUUUUCUUUGAAUAAUGUUCAUUACUGAGUGAUUUAAAAUUAAUAUUUUAAUAUGCACUUAAUUUGAAAUUGAAAUUUUCUAUGUUUAUAAAGUAUUGAAGAUUUCCAAUUUUAAAUCAAUUAUUUUUUUAUUUUUUUAUUUGAUAAAACUAUUUAAAAUCUUAAUUCUAAACAUAAUAGUAUGACUCAUAAUUAAAGUAUAUUUUUACAUUGAUAUCAGUUUAUCAAAAAAAAAAUUGUUUUGUCGCUUACACAUUUAAGUCCUAAGAUCAUCUAUAUGUACACCAUUUAUUUAUUUUAAUUAUUAUUGUUAUUUUAUUUUAUUUUAUUUUUAUUAUAUUGUUGACAUAAAAUCACAAAUAAAAACUAUAAUUAUAAAAUGGUUA
Rhopalosiphum padi (bird cherry-oat aphid) is the source of this 4170-nucleotide messenger RNA. RefSeq lists its product as uncharacterized. NCBI's taxonomy places the organism in Eukaryota, Metazoa, Arthropoda, Insecta, Hemiptera, Aphididae. Gene Ontology annotation, cellular component: cytoplasm. The record is from RefSeq and is a predicted model, not a curated record. The transcript is spliced from 16 exons. Bases 468 to 3608 code for a protein of 1046 amino acids. Gene Ontology annotation, biological process: organelle organization.